AUGAACCCAUGCUCCUGUUUAAAUAGAGGGCACAUGUAGCACCUGUCUCAAACUUAUACUUUGGUGCUAAAACUAUCGGAACCAUAUUUAAAAAACACUAUCAGUUGCUCUCCCAAAAACUAUUUGUAACACACCAGUCGCAACCCGACAAAUCUUAGGGGGGGGGAAAAUGAACUUUUGUAAAAAUUGACUCAUUUUCUUUGUUAUUGUGAAUUAUGUGAUGUUGAAACUAGCUUUGAAUUCAUUUAUGAUGAGUAGAAUAUUUUUGAUUUAUAUUUUUAGUCCAAACCCUUAGCUUUCCUGGAAAGCGAGAAAUUAGUAUAUUUAUAUUCUUAUAUUCGAUUAGUGGUUGGGUUCGAUAGAAUGAUGUCAAAAAAUAGCGAAAUAUUUUUUGGAGAUUUUAGGGGGUAAGAGUUGGAGAGAGCUUUUUUUUGGCUCUUCAAAUUAAUCGUGAGUGUUAAGCGAGGUAUGAAAUAAACUUUUUGCUUCCAUAGUCGUGUAGAGUUGAAGUACUUAUUCUUUUUUCAGGGAGUAGAGAUCAUAAUUGCGAGCGAAGUGAGGUUGAUGUAAUUAUUUAUAAUUUUAAUAUUUAUUGA
This is a messenger RNA of Paramecium primaurelia, 596 nucleotides long. The record is from the annotation of a GenBank genome assembly. Lineage: Eukaryota; Ciliophora; Oligohymenophorea; Peniculida; Parameciidae.